GGUUGGUCUUUGGGGGGGCUGAAAAUGCCAGGCCUUUCCACGCUUGACAUGAGUGUCCGGACCCAUCCCGAAGCGAUGACGACGAUCCCCCGAGCGACGUUUCUCCGCCCGCGGUCGCCCACCUGUUCGGACCCCUCGACUCUUGCGCACCGUGCGAGUCGGAUGGUCAAGCGGCCAUCCCGUCCUGGAUCUGGGAGCAGCCACCACGUCGGGGCUACGUCGGACGCGCGCAGGCUCACGUCCAAGGUGUCGUACUACUCGACCAUGCGCAUCCACGUCAAGCGCGUGCAGUACGCGCUCGAGGAGGAGAAGCGCACGUCGUUCUACAAGGAGCUGGCCGUGUACUUGGUCUUUCUCUUCAUCAUGCUCGUCACGGUGUGUGAGCUCCGCGUUCAAGUCCCGUUCGAGCACAACGACGGCCUCGACCAGGUCUACUUUUCGCAGCAAUUCCCCAACCAAAUGUCCCCCAAGACGAUCCACGACGUGAACAACGUGGACGACAUUUGGGACUGGUUCCAGGGGGUUCUCGUUCCCGGCUACUACAACACGACCCAGCGCAACAGCUUUCGUGUGUCGAGCGUGCAGGUCCGCUUCAGCCGCGUGCAAGGGCGGCCAUGUCGCACCGUCACGGCGCUCGUGGCGCUCUUCCCAGCGCAAACGUGCUACCCCGCGUUUGAACACGGCAGCCAAGACACAGCCCCGUACGGCGACGACGGGUUUGGCCACCCCUUUGCAUAUGAAACGGGACUGCGCCCGCUGCGCCGGUCGCUCCAAUACACACCGAAUUUGUGGAACUUUCGCAUGGACUAUGGAACGGGGGGCUACACGGUGUACUUGCCGCGAGACGACGCGGCGGUCGGCGUCGCCAUGGUCGACGCCAUGGCCGAGACAGUCGUCCUCCCCAGCACGCGAUAUAUAGCUGCGACGUGGGUGUUGUACAACCCGAGCACGGACGUCGUGAGCCAGCUCCAUGCGCUGUUUGAAAUCAGCGCGACGGACCGGGUGCAGAUGUCGUACCGAGUCAGCAGCUUUGAGCUCCGAGACAUCCACUCGAUCGACGCGCUCGCGCUCGACACGCAGAGUUUGCUCAUGGUGUUUCUGGCCGUCGUCACGCUCGGCUUCAGCUACCGCGAAGUGCAAUCGAUCGGCGACGGCGGCGUGCGGUCGUACUCCAAGUCCGUGUGGAACUAUUUUGAAGUGAUCCAGAUCGGGUGCCUCUACGGCCUCGUCGUGGCCUGGUUCUUGUACGUUGUGGAGUGCCACCACAUCGUUCCCACGCUCCAACGCAUGGUGCAGGACACGUCGUGUACAGCGCCGACGAGUGGUCGCGACUGCUUUGUCGAGCUCACGUCGUUGGCCGACCUUGUGGACACAAUUCACAAUGUGGGGGCGACUCUGGCGCUUGUGAGUGCCGCGAUCGUGUUCAAGUACCUCCGGCUCAACACACGGCUCAACAUGCUGUGGGAGACGCUUCGACUGGCGGCCAAGGACCUGGUUGCGUUUGUCUUUAUCUUUAUGUUUGUGUUUUUUGGGUACGCGAUCAUGGGCUUCCUCCUCUUUGGCACGCACUCGCCCGACUACCGGAGCCUGUCGGACAGCUUGACGGCGUGCUUUCAAAUGCUGCUGGGCGAUUUCAACUAUGCGUCGCUGUCGGCUGCAAACCCGGCCAUGUCGGGCCUGUUUUUCUUUUCGUUCAUGAUUCUGGUGUUCCUGAUCGUGGUCAACAUGUUUGUCGCGAUCUUGAGCGAGUACUACACGCUCGCGCAAGCGGCGAAGCGCGAGACGGACGCGAAGAAGAAGAUGCUGCUCCAUGCCACGACGGACGACGACCAGGUCGUCGAGUACGACGUGUUCAAGCAGGUCGUGUCGUUUGUACGAGAUCUGCGAUGGCGCGUCAAGUUUAGCCGCACGGAACCAGUGCCCGUCGUCGGCAACUCGUGCGUCCUCGUCGUCGACUAUGCGUACUUGAUGGCCGAGCGCGCGCGGCUGCGGACAAACUUUCGCAUGGCGAUCUUGGUCGUGCGAACGUGCAUUCGAUGGUUUCCUCGACCGUUUGACCGCCCGUCCGACGGCAACCCACGCCUCGCCAGCGUCGGCAUCCACCCUGGCCUCCCCCCCAAGGCCCGCCCCACGCGGCAUCUCAAUUACACGAAAUUCCCCGUCACCUAUGUACCGCUCCAUUCCAAGUCGGCCGUCGCCGCCACCAUGAUCGACCAGCUUGAGCCAGGCAUGGUGCUCGAUCUCGAUGACGGGUCCCUCACCUGCGACCGGAUUUGCCUUGAAGUCCUCGGGCCACAGGAACUGUACUUGACACACGAUGCCAACGACACGGAUGACAUGGAUCCAAACGAACGACGUCCACCGUCGCGGGCGCACUUUGGAUUGCAUCACGUGCAUCCGACACUUGGCAGUGGCAACCACAUCAAGUGCUGCCGCGUGAGGUACCAAGGGGAGAUCAUCCUGGCGGGCCACGAGUCGUGUGUUGUAUCGAGGCGUGUGUGGGUGAAAUAUCUGGUGGCAAGGCUGUGGCGCGUCGUGGCCUCUGUGUUCAAGUCGUCGUGGUGGCGCCUCCGAUGCACAUCGUCGUCGCCGCUCGUGGCCAAGCGGAAGCGGCUCAUCUCGGACGACGACCUCGCCAUGCUGUUGCGGGCGCACAUGACCAAAGACGAGAGUUUGUCGUGCCGAUUUGACGAACUCGUGCGGCAGUUCCGACUGUUCCUGGCAAAGAAAGCGCGGCAAGGCGCGGUGCGAAUCCCCAGCCACGACUUGGAAACGUGCGUGCUGCACGAAGCAAUUGCGUUUGUCGAACGCUUCCCAAAAGCGCUCCUGCCUCUGGACAAGCGGGAACUUGUCGGGUACAAGUACGUCCCGUCGCCGACCGACACGGCCACGAUCCGGCUCCCCAACAGCAUCGCCAGGCUGUCGGAAUUCCUCGCGCAGAAUGCCCACGAAGUGUGGUCAGAGAGCCGCAUUGCCCAAGGGUGGAAGUGGGGCCCCCAUCGCGAUAACGACAAGAAACUCCAUCCCGACUUGCUCGCAUACAAUCAACUCACGGACCACGCCAAGCAGUUUGACCGAGAAUCGUCCAUCGAAACACUCAAAGUCAUUCAGGCGCUGGGCUACGUGAUUCAUCCAAAGGGCUCGUCGUCUCAGCAUCCCACGGCCGCCGCCGCUGGCACGGCAGUCCCUUGCAACGACGCGGGGACGACGACCCAAGUAUGGGACGUUGAAUUCGGCAUGCCCGCGCCCCCCGGCGACACGUACACUCCCAAACCGAUCGCGACAGCCGACGUUCACUUGUCGGGGGAGCUCCAGUCGCUUGUUGAACUGCUCGCGGAAAACUCACACGACCUGUGGGCGAAAAAGCGGAUGGAGGAAGGGUGGGUAUACGGCCCCAAGCGCAACGACGCGACCAAGGAGCACGACGGGCUCGUGCCGUACGUGUAUCUGACCGCGGAGGAGAAAGACAUGGAUCGCAACAGCGCCGUCCAGACCGUCAAGUGCAUCCUGCGCUGUGGGUUCACGUUUCAACACAAACGAACGAACGCCAAGUUCAGAAUGUUUGGCGCGCCACAGAAAGCAUCCAACCCAGACCUUUCCACGACCGUUCCUAACAUCUCCGGGGGGAAGGACACUGCGGUGCAGGGGCCUGUUCCGUCCACCAAGGCGUUGGUGCUUAUGCCGCCGACACAUACCCACCCGGCCGCCCACGACCCGUCUCUUCACGUCCCGAACCAGCUUUGCAUUCGUAUUGCUCCAUAACAUGUCUGAGCUGGCUGGGUUGGCGCGCGA
This is a messenger RNA of Aphanomyces invadans, 3792 nucleotides long. RefSeq lists its product as hypothetical. The transcript is spliced from 5 exons. Lineage: Eukaryota; Oomycota; Saprolegniomycetes; Saprolegniales; Verrucalvaceae. The coding region runs from base 25 to 3762 and encodes 1245 amino acids. The record is from RefSeq and is a predicted model, not a curated record.